Xenopus laevis (African clawed frog) is the source of this 5589-nucleotide messenger RNA. RefSeq names its product Rho GTPase activating protein 17 S homeolog (gene arhgap17.S). Lineage: Eukaryota; Metazoa; Chordata; Amphibia; Anura; Pipidae. The transcript is spliced from 21 exons. The record is from RefSeq and is a predicted model, not a curated record. Gene Ontology annotation, cellular component: cytoplasm; membrane; cytosol. Gene Ontology annotation, molecular function: GTPase activator activity. Gene Ontology annotation, biological process: signal transduction; regulation of Rac protein signal transduction; regulation of actin cytoskeleton organization. The coding region runs from base 322 to 2898 and encodes 858 amino acids.
CUACCUGUGCGCCCCUACUCCCAAGGUUGUGGUUGACUGUCCUGUGGCCCAGGCUUUGCCCGCCGAAGUGCAUGCUGGGAGUUGUAGUUUGUCCGCAGCUGGAGGGCCACAGGUUGGGAAGUUGAGAACAGCAGUAGGUAGAGGGAAGGAGAAAGAGGGAGGAGGCAGUUUCUGGACUGGGAGGUGCCGCCUUCUCCCACUCACCGGGCUCGGGACGUAGAUCGUAAGUGUAGGGGCUCCCUGAGUUCGAGCCGAUGGAUUAGCCGGAGGAGUAGGAGCCGGUUCCAAGUUGGGUCAGUGGCAGUGCGAGCACAGGGCACCAUGAAGAAGCAGUUCAAUCGCAUGAAGGUUCUGGCGAACCAGACUGUAGGGAGAGCGGAAAAGACUGAGGUACUUAGUGAAGACCUGCUGCAGAUUGAAAGACGUCUUGACACAGUACGGCUGAUCUGCCACAAUGCAAAUAAGAAGCUGCUGGGUUGUUUGCAGGGACAGCCGGGCACAGAGGCAGAAAAGAGAUAUAAAAAACUCUCUCUGAUGGGCGUGUCACAAUCCAUGGUGGAGGGGUCCUCUCUGCUUGGCGAUGAUACUCUAUUGGCGAAAACGUUGUACUCGUGUGCAGAUGCAGAGCAACAGCUGGCCAUGGAGCUGUCUAUGCACGAGAUUGCAAUAGAAAAAGACAUCAUGGAACCUUUAAACCAACUGGCAGAGGUGGAGAUCCCCAACAUACAGAAGCAGAGGAAACAGUUGGCUAAGCUGGUGCUGGACUGGGAUUCUGCACGUGCCAGGUUUAACCAGUCGCAGAAGUCUGGGACAAACUUUCAGAUGCAGCCAGGAAAGAUGGACUCCCUGAAGGAGGAGAUGGACGAAGCUAUGAACAAAGUGGAGCAGUGCAAGGACCAGCUUGCCGCCGACAUGUACAACUUUGUUUCAAAGGAAGGCGAAUAUGGAAAAUAUUUUGUCACCUUGUUAGAGACACAAGCUGAAUACCAUAGGAAAGCACUGUCUGCCUUAGAAAAGGCACUCCCCGAAAUCCAAGCCCAGCAAGAUAAGUGGACAGAAAAGCCAGCCUUUGGCACACCACUGGAGGAGCACUUGAAACGGAGUGGAAGAGAGAUAGCUCUACCCGUCGAAGCCUGUGUAAUGAUGCUGCUGGAGACCGGCAUGAAAGAAGAGGGCUUAUUCAGAAUUGCAGCAGGAGCCUCCAAACUCAAGAAGCUUAAAGCUGCACUGGACUGUUCUACGUCUCAACUAGAGGAAUUUUAUUCAGACCCACAUGCAGUGGCAGGAGCACUAAAAUCAUAUCUACGUGAACUGCCGGAGCCUCUAAUGACCUUUAAUUUGUAUGAGGAAUGGAUCCAUGCUGGAAACAUUCCAGACCAGAACACAAAGCUGCAGUCCUUAUGGAUGGUGUGCCAGAAACUUCCCAAACCAAAUCUGGAAAACUUCAGGUAUCUUGUGAAAUUCUUGUCGAAGCUGAGUCACCACAGUGACAUUAACAAGAUGACUCCCAGCAACAUUGCAAUUGUGUUGGGUCCCAACCUCUUAUGGGCAAGGCAUGAAGGAACCCUCGCGGAAAUAGCGGCUGCAACCUCUGUCCACGUGAUGACAAUCGUCGAACCAAUCAUUCAGCACGCAGACUGGUUCUUUCCAGAUGACCUGGACUUCAAUGUUUCUGGUGCCUUUGUCCCCGUUGUGCCCACAAUGCAAUCGAACAAUGUGCCUUUUACUGGGAACGAUGUGAUGUAUGAGUUUUGGCCACUGGAGAAGAAAAGGCCUUUCAGUAUGGUAAUGGAUGGAGAGCUCUCAAAGAGGGACAGCUCAGGUCUGAAAGUGAUGGACUACCAUCUGAACACUCGAAGAGGGGGGACCUUAAAUCGCAAACAUGCAGCGCCAGCUUUCCAACCUCCACUCCCACCCAGUGAAAGUGGUAACCAGCCAGACUAUUCAGCAUCCUCAGAUGUUGGUUCCACAGUUGCUGCAUCGGCGCAGCCCACAGCUUCUACAGACCCUAUGCCCACCCACAGCAAUGAUGAAACUAGUAUGUUCAAGACUAAAGAUCUGACUACUGCAACCACCCCUCCAUCGCUUCGGAAUGGAACUCAUCAGCCUUCAGGUGGUGGAAAUGCAACGGCUCCUGUACAGGGCACUGCCAACCCAAGUCCAUUGUCCUCCAGGCGAGGUACAAAGAAGCCUGCACCAGCUCCUCCCAAGCCAGUUGUUCCCCAUUCAGGGCAGCUUGCUCAUUCAGGUUCACCCAUUUCUGCAAAUGCCCCACCCACUGUCUCACCCAAACCCACCAAUACUGCCCUCAAUCCUUCUCCACCAAGUAGUAUUACCAGCCAGGGAGUUGCUCCAGCUGCUUCUACACAUUCUCAUGGCACCCUCCCUCGUAGGCACUCAGGAAGCCAGCCAUUUAUCCAGGCACCCAGUCAUCCUCCUCCACAGCCACCCACUCAGUCAGCAGCUUUGUUACUGUCUAAAUCUAAUACCCAGCCAGUGACGUUUUCUACUGAAUCCUCAACAGAUCAAUCCUCUAGUCCCCCGCACACACCAACCCCUCCAGAUACUCCUCCACCGGGUGUAGAACAUCCAGGAUCCCAGCCAGCUGCCCCUGAAGCUACCCAGACCCAGCCAUCACCCCCACAGACCGGGACUCUACCCCGACCUCGACCCGUCCCCAAACCACGUGUUCGGCCUACAGUCCCCCCUCCACCUCAGCCCCCAGCCUCUCCUACGGUCCUGGAGCAGCCACAACCAUCAAUGGCUUCAAAGAUCAUCACUGAUCCACUUGUCCAAGGUCAAUCUGCAGCAGAAUCGGUGCCUCCGGCUUCUCUCACAGAGCCUUCCCCACAAUCCUCUGUCAACUCAGAAACUGACAUAGAGAGCACAGCUCUGUGAUGAGGUCAAGGAAGCUGCACUCCAAAACCAUGGGCUUCCCACUCUACAACUCGACCAAGGGCUCCGUGUCAAGACUCAGCAGUGAAAAGCUUUCUACUCUCUUCAUAUAUUUAUAUAUAUAUAUGAAUAUUUUCUUUUCAGAGGGAAGGACUUAUUGAGGUUUGAAUGACCUGGUGUGUCUUGCCAUUAUAACACGGACAUGGCCUUGGGCUUGGGAGAUACAUCUACCAAUCCCCCCUGCAUUAAGUGGGGGCAGAGGUAGAACAUUGAAGACAUUCCAUUGCAGUCCCUUUAUUGCUCCCCUCUGCACCCCAUAGCUGCCAGGUAAACCAGCAAUCAUCUGUGACCCAUACUGCUGUGAUGCACCCUUUGAAAGUGUACAGAUACAUCUAACAGCUCAUAUUUUAGGAUUAUGGAUAAAUAAACAUGCAUUUGUUGGCACUUUACCUGGAACAUAGGAAUGAGUGAUAUUGCUGCAUUGAGGGGUAUAAAACAUGUAUCCUCUUAAUUUAAAAACCGCUAGCAGUUAAGAGGUUAAAAUAUAUAUUUAAAUACACACCAUGCUGUUUGGGAACUGCAGGAUUUGCAUUACUGUCUGGUUAUGCCAUUGCAAUAUUGCAUUCAAUACAUGUGUGUGUAUAUUACAUAUGCCGUAUAUACAUACAGCACCAAGCACAUCCACAAGCAAAGCAGAGUACGGCUGAGUGUUUCCCGUGUGCCAUGAUUUGGAUCAGUGCAUGGCUGUAAUGCUUGGGGACCAGGGCCAUUUUUAGCAAAGUAUCAUUUGUGGGGAUACAGAAUUUUUAGAGAGCUGGACAGUCCCACCUCCAGCAACUGAAGGGCUGCAAGUUUAAAUAUAUAUUCUUCUUGCCAUUCUCUUGCCUUGUUGUUUCCAUCUUUUCACAAUAUACUUGUCCUACUCCUCCUGAUAUUGUAAAGAAAAGCACCUUAUUAUGAACUAAAAAGCCUUUAUUACUUCAUGGCUUAGACCAAGUGUACAGUGAAGUUUCAAGCUAUUCCCCGGCUCUUUUUCAAGCUUGAACAGGGUGAAACGUUGCUGUAUACUUGGUCUAAGCCAUGAAGGUGUUUAAUUCAUUAUAAGCUGCUGUUCUUUACAAUAUUAAUAUGUGUGUUCCAUGGAUUGUGGUCACAGUGGAAUGUGCACCUGCCUACUAGAGGUGUGCUGUGCUGGCUUUAAACUUGUGCCCCUACUCCUCCUAGUCACCAUCUUACUCCACUGUCUCCAUCCAUUCUUUCUAUACAUUUCCAUUGACUCCUCCUAGUCCCAUCUCACCCCACCAUCUCCAUCCUUUACUACUAUAUCUAUCCAUUGACUCCUCCUAGUCACCAUCUUACUCCACUGUCUCCAUCCUUUCCUACUAUAUCUAUCCAUUGACUCCUCCUAGUCACCAUCUUACUCCACUUUCUCCAUCCUUUCCUACUAUACUCAGGGCCGGAUUUACAUAGCGGACGCCCCUAGGCCCACUGCCAUUUGUCGCCCCUGUCCCCCCCCUUUAUUCGUGAAAAUUUUCAUGGAGAUUGUAUCUCCUGUGCAUCCCCAGUGUUUUUGAACCAAUGUGGGUGUGGUUGGGCAGCAUGCCGCCCCCCUAAAAUCCUGCCGCCCUAGGCCCGGGCCUAGGUGGCCUUCCCACAAAUCCGGGCCUGACUAUACUUAUCCUCAACCUUUCUUAAUGACCAUGUUACCCUACCAUCAAUAGCUUUUGCUACUAUGUGUAUCCCAUAUACUUGUCUUAACAACAAAUCUCCCAGUUAACUAGAAGAUAUAGAACCCCUUGCAAUAGAACAAUUCAGUACAAAGCUCUGUCCAGCCUGAGCAUAAAGAGACACUGCCACACUCUCUGAAUAAAGUUGAAAAUUCAUAACAGAAUGGCUUUCCAUUUUACCCGACCUCUCGAGGGGCACUGUAAGUGACAUUAUAUCAAUAUAGUAUUUAUUUUAUCUGACUAUCUGUACUAUCUAACCAAAGCUUACUGCUGAUUGGAUAGUGCUGAGGUGCAAGCUGGCCCUGUUAAUAAAUAACCAGCACUAAAUCUGCUGUGGUUAGUGAUUGGGUGCAUUUCUCCAGCAAGUAUUGAGAAUAUCCCAUCAGAACAUUACAUUUACAGAACAUUACAUUUACAGAACAUUACAUUUACAGUUUAUUCCUGUUGAGUUGGCUUUAUCUGUUACACCCCCUCUGCUGAUUUUCCAUCAUCCUGACCAGCCACUGGCUCACAGGAUUUACAGACUGACCAAGGGCUGAACAAGAGGUUCCUACUAGAGUUGUUUAUUAGGAAUUUUAAGUGUGGAGAGUGGUUGCACUACCUGCCAUUAUUCUGUUGGACUUUACAAAGGUGCCUUGCAAAAUCUAUAUAUAAUGUCAUUUUCUCACUUCUAAUCACAAGGAGCAACAUUCUCUGGGUAGCACCCAGUUGGGCAAUUUUGUAGCCUCUCUUGUCAGCACAGUCCAUUUAUAUAUAUGUUUUCUGUUGAUAUUUACCCCCAGUUUCUAUACCUGGGAAGUGCUGACUGUUCUGUAAGAUUUUCUUUCCCUGGCAGGUGCGAGGCAGAUGGAUCAGCUUUGGAUAAAGCUCAGCAAUGGGACUUAAAUUAUAUAUUUUUGCCACAUUAAAAAAAAAAAAGUUGCUGUAUAUUUCCUCUACCCAAGGAAAUAAAGAAGGUUAUGAGGUU